Molecule: messenger RNA, 3204 nt
Organism: Quercus robur (English oak)
Lineage: Eukaryota; Viridiplantae; Streptophyta; Magnoliopsida; Fagales; Fagaceae
Exons: 2
Coding region: 1-3204 (1067 amino acids)
Molecular function (GO): nucleic acid binding; RNA-DNA hybrid ribonuclease activity
Source: RefSeq, a predicted model, not a curated record
AUGGACGAACAGGCAGUCACAUUCACCGAAGAAGAAGCUGAAAGAAUCCACCAUCCUCAUGACGAUGCUAUUGUCAUAACCUUGCUCAUCGCUGACUACACAACCAGAAGGGUACUCGUUGAUAAUGGAAGUUCGGCAGAUAUCCUGUAUCUUCCAGCUUUUCAGCAGAUGAAGUUAGGACGAGACCAUCUUCGUCCGGUGAAUUCUCCGUUAGUAGGUUUUGGUGGGAUGAGGGUGCAGCCCGUGGGUACUGUUACAUUACCAGUGGUAGUAAGGGCAUAUCCACAACAAGUCACCAAGGACGUAAGUUUCUUGGUAGUAGACUGUUCGUCCUCUUAUAAUGCCAUAAUUGGGAGGCCAACUUUGAAUAGUUGGAGAGCAGUUACGUCCACCUACCACCUAUCAGUCAAGUUCCCAACAGACCAUGGAGUAGGACAAGUGCAAGGAGAUCAACUGGCAGCGAGAGAGUGUUACUUGGCUAUGUUGGCCACGGACGAGCAAGUGCAGACAAUGACUAUUGAAGAGAAAAGGGUCGUGGUAGAACCUAUUGAAGUGCUGGAAGAUGUUCCCUUAGACGAAAGGAACCCUGAGAGAUGUACCAGGGUGGGGGCAGAUCUAGAAAGAGGAGUUAAACAAAACCUUGUCCAGUUUUUGAGGAAGAACGUAGAUGUGUUCGCAUGGAGUCAUGAGGAUAUGCCUGGAAUAGAUCCUAAUGUCAUCACCCAUCGCCUGAACGUAUGUCCAUCCUCGAAGCCAAUACGACAAAAGAAAAGGGUGUUUGCUCCUGAGAGAGAAAAUGCUAUUAAAGACGAGGUUCAAAAAUUGAUGGCAGCAAAGUUUAUCCGAGAGGUGUAUUAUCCGGAUUGGUUGGCCAACGUAGUAAUGGUCAAAAAGGCGAACGGCAAGUGGAGGAUGUGUGUGGAUUUUACUGAUCUGAAUAAGGCUUGCCCCAAAGAUAGCUAUCCAUUACCACGAAUCGAUCAGCUGGUGGACUCCACCGCAGGCCAUAAACUGCUUAGUUUUAUGGAUGCUUUCUCAGGAUACAACCAGAUACGGAUGGACAAGGUUGACCAGGAGAAGACCUCAUUUGUUACUAGUCAGGGCUUGUUCUGUUAUGAAGUAAUGCCCUUCGGAUUGAAGAACGCGGGAGCAACGUAUCAGCGACUGGUCAAUCACAUGUUCCGUCCUCAGAUUGGGCGAAAUGUCGAAGUGUAUGUGGAUGACAUGUUAGUGAAAAGUCUGGAAGAGGGUAAGCAUUUAGACGACUUGCAAGAAACCUUCAACACACUCAGGCGAUACAGUAUGAAGUUGAACCCCAGUAAAUGUGCUUUCGGAGUGGCUUCGGGAAAAUUUCUUGGAUUCAUGGUCUCACACAGGGGGAUCGAGGCCAAUCCAGAAAAGAUCAAGGCAAUCCUAGAAAUGAAGCCUCCGCAGAAUAUUAAAGAAGUUCAAUCUCUCACCGGGCGAGUUGCCGCCCUCAACAGGUUUGUCUCUAAAGCUACUGACAAGUGUUUACCAUUUUUCAAGGUUCUAAAGAAAGCCUUCGAAUGGACGGACGAGUGCCAAAGAGCCUUCCAAGAUUUGAAGACGUAUCUUGUCAUGCCCCCGCUGCUAAGUCCGUCCGUGGUAGGAGAGGAGCUGUUUUUGUACCUGGCGGUGACCCCGCAUGCUGUGAGCUCAGCGCUGAUAAGAGAGGAAGCAAAAGUGCAAAAGCCAGUGUAUUACACCAGUAGGGCACUGCGGGGGGCGGAAGGACGAUAUCCGCCAAUAGAAAAGCUGGCCUUCGCGCUCAUCACGGCUUCCAGGAAGUUAAGACACUACUUCCAAGCCCAUGUAAUCAAUGUUAUGACAGAUCACCCACUUAAGAAAGCUAUGAACAAGUUGGAAGCUGCAGGACGUCUGAUCCAAUGGGCGGUCGAACUUAGCGAGUUUGAUAUCCGAUACCAACCAAGACAUGCUAUUAAGGCUCAGAGCCUGGCAGACUUUAUAGCGGAGUUCACUCCAAGAUGCAACGAUGAAGUGCAGGAGGAUAAAAAUUGGGUGGUCCAUGUAGAUGGCUCGUCCACACAGCGUGCAGGAGGAAUAGGGGUGGUUUUGCAAUCCCCUGAAGGAGACAAGUUGAAGCAUAGAGUCCGUCUGCAAUAUCGACCAACUAACAAUGAGGUGGAGUAUGAAGCUCUGCUUAAAGGGCUAGAAUUGGCUAAGUCUGUAGAAGCGGAGUUGGUCCUCGUCCUGGGAGACUCUUCGCUGGUAAUGGGCCAAAUAAAUGGGACAUAUGAGGCGAAAGAAGAACGAAUGAAAAAGUACUUGGAGAGGGUAUUACAGCUUGUGGAAAAAUUCAGGAAAGCUAACUUCAUUCAAAUCCCGAGGGAAGAGAAUGCAGAAGCAGACACCUUAGCGAAGGAAGCCUCAGCAACUGGAACGACCGAAGAGUAUGAUGAAAUUCAGUAUGUCCCGAGUGUAGAUCUCCUGGAAGUACAGCAAAUAGGGAAUGAAGAAAAUUGGAUGGCCCCAAUCGUCUCGUAUCUGAAGGACGGGAGACUCCCGGAAGCAAGGGACGAAGCUAAAAAACUAAGGAUAAAAGCAGCAAGAUAUGUCCUCAUGGACGAAGUUCUCUAUAGGAGGGGCUUUUCUCAACCUUAUCUUAGGUGUCUGGCCCCAGAAGAGGCGAACUAUGUGCUGAGGGAAGUUCAUGAAGGAGCCUGUGGAAACCAUUCAGGAGCCAGGUCGCUUAUCCAAAAAGUCGUCCGUGCAGGGACGACAGUGAGGACCCCUACAGGGGAGACCCCUUUUAAACUAGCCUAUGGAAGUGAAGCAGUUAUACCUGCGGAAGUGCACAUGGCUAACCAUAGGGUGAUGUCAUAUGAGGAGAAGGAUAACGAGGAGCAACUCCGCUUGAACCUCGAUCUUAUAGACGAAGUAAGGACAGAAGCAGAGCACAGGGCAGCGAAGUACAAGAACCUCAUGGCUAGGCAAUAUGAUGCAAGGGUGAAACCAAGACGUUUCAACAUAGGAGAUCUUGUCCUGAGGAAGGUCUCUUUAGCAACCAAGAACUCAGCUCAUGGGAAAUUGGGCCCCAAUUGGGAAGGACCCUAUAGAGUCAUCAACUUCAAAAGACAAGGAUCCUAUUACCUGGAGGCCCUGGACGGGAGAAAGCUAGAACAUCCUUGGAACGUGGAGCACCUGAGGAGGUACUACCAGUAG